CGACCGCGCGCUUCGUGCUUCGCGGGACGACUACUUACAACAUAAACUAACUAAGUACUUCUACCAGAACUACAGGAGCUAGAAAACGAAACUACGUUUAGUUAUGGCCUAUUUCCUGAAAAUGCUGAAAACAAAACGCGGAAUUGAAAUGAUUGUAUCGGGCUGACCGAAUUGCUGUCACUGUCACUUGGUCAUCAACAGAUUUUUGAGGUUAUGCGAAGCGGGGUCAAUGUAUUCAUAACAAUAUCAUACAAAACUAAACAAAAUGCCUCUCGAUUACCGGAGAUUCAAUGGACCUGAAGAUAGUAUACCUUACAAACGUUUCACUAAAGACUUUGUGAAGAGUUAUGAUGAACUUUUCAAGGAGUUACUGGACGAUAAGGGAGUUCGUAAAGACGGGCGCGCUUUAUCCGAAGCGCGUAGCAUGUGUAUGUUUUUUGCAAGAGCGGACAUGGUUUCACAGGCGAAGGGAUCCGCUUACGUUGAACUUCGGAAAACAAAGGUCGUUUGUUCUGUGUUCGAUCCACGAGAAAUUCCUCAUCAGAAUGAAUUUAGUGAACUUGGUCAAAUAUUCUGUGAAGUGAAAUUCGCGCCAUUUUCGUGUCCGCGUAGGCGGCGGCCGCACGCUCCCGACGCUGAAGAAAAAGCUUUAUCUGUGGCACUAAGGAAAGCUCUAGAACCCUCCGUUUGCAGACACAUGUUCCCUAAUUACCAGGUUGAUGUCUUCAUAUACAUUCUGGAAAAUGAUGGAGCAUGCUUAUCGGCAGCAAUAAACGCUGCUGGCCUGGCAUUAGCAGAUGCUGCGGUCCCAAUGUACGACAUCAUAACAUCCUGUACCGUCGCUGUCAUCGGAGACAAAAUGUUUGUGGACCCUACCGAAGCUGAAGAGUACUUAGCAACAACAAACCCAGAUACACCAAUAAAUCAUGGAUUACUUACACUGUCUACGUUAUCCGAAUUGAAACAAAUAUCAGACUUUAUUCAGAUAGGAUCGAUGGAUGUUGUCAGUGUUACAAAUGCAAUGGAAGUUUUAGAACAAGAGUGUGAGAAACUUGUACCGCUGGUCCAGAAAGUGCUAGUAGGUAAUGUACUGAAGUGCUUUGACCAGAGAAAACGGUUGGAGGAAGAAGCUAAUGAAAGAGAAAAGGCUUUAAACUCCAAGAUGGAGGAAUGGAAAAAAUUAUUAAAUGCUGGAUGAGAUUUA
Messenger RNA from Spodoptera litura, 1204 nucleotides. Its product is annotated as exosome complex exonuclease Mtr3. The record is from RefSeq and is a predicted model, not a curated record. Gene Ontology annotation, biological process: poly(A)-dependent snoRNA 3'-end processing; U4 snRNA 3'-end processing; nuclear mRNA surveillance. Gene Ontology annotation, molecular function: RNA binding. Gene Ontology annotation, cellular component: cytoplasmic exosome (RNase complex); nucleolus; nuclear exosome (RNase complex). Lineage: Eukaryota; Metazoa; Arthropoda; Insecta; Lepidoptera; Noctuidae.